Molecule: messenger RNA, 529 nt
Organism: Selaginella moellendorffii
Lineage: Eukaryota; Viridiplantae; Streptophyta; Lycopodiopsida; Selaginellales; Selaginellaceae
Product: AP-3 complex subunit sigma
Exons: 7
Coding region: 25-474 (149 amino acids)
Biological process (GO): Golgi to vacuole transport; intracellular protein transport
Cellular component (GO): intracellular membrane-bounded organelle; membrane coat; AP-3 adaptor complex
Source: RefSeq, a predicted model, not a curated record
GGCAAAUUAGGGCAGACAAGAGCGAUGAUUGAUGCCGUGCUCGUGAUGAACACGCAGGGGAAGCCGCGGCUCGCCAAGUUUUACAAAUCGCUGAGUCCAGUGAAGCAGCAAGAGAUUGUGAGGAAGGUCUACACUGGUUUGUCUAGCAGAGCGGAGCAUUUUUGUAACUUUGUCGAGGCGGAUGAGAUCUUUGGAGCUGGGACGAAGCUAGUUUACAAGCAUUUCGCGACGCUCUAUUUCGUGUUUGUGAUCGAUAGUGGAGAGAGCGAGCUGGGAAUUCUCGAUCUUAUACAAGUUUUUGUGGAGACUUUGGAUAGCAUCUUUAAGAACGUCUGUGAACUCGACAUUGUAUUUAACUUCAACAAGGUAAACACUGUUCUUGAUGAAAUAGUGAUGGGAGGCCAAGUUGUGGAGACUAACUCCACGGAGAUUGUCAAAUCUGUCCAAGAAAUUUUUAAGCUAGAGCGAGGAUGAAAAAAGAAAAAACGAAUUUUUUGUGUUUUUUUUAAUUGGAACUCACUCUCACUCA